UAAGCUUGUCUGAACUUUGACUUGCUAUACAUUUCGAUACUUUGGAAAAAUCUGAUCAAGGAUCGAGUCCAGACCACGUGCGCCCAGAUUCGUUCACAGGCUGAGGCUAGGCUGCGUCUUCUAGUCGUCGUCGCCGUUCUCGACGACUCUUCUUACUCCGUAUCUUCCACCAUGCCCUCAGAGUUCUUCACUGCUCUCGACGACCAACCUCAGAUUGAACACGUUCAGGCAAAGGUCUGCUCGUCGUGCCAUCGUCCAGUCGACCCAACAAGCCAUCUCUUUCUCCUCGCUGCCGACGCCAUCGUCUGCGCAGCAUGUGGUCCCAUUCACGGCCCACAGAUAGACUCUAGGACGUCCUGUAUCGACGUCGAUAGCGCCUUUCUCCGUCUCGGACGCCCUACACACGACCAGGACCCAUCAGAUACGCAGCGACCAGCGCCCCCGCCGCCCCCAAACUUCGCCAGCAAGUUCUCGUCUUUGUCCGUUCAUACCCCGACGACGACCGUCUCAUCGUCGCAGCUACCCCAGCCCCAUGCACCGAUUCUCCCAGUGGCAAGUUCCAACCGCAGGCAUACCGCCCUGGUCUCACUUUCUCCUAACCCUCUCACCGAUAUCACUCGUCUACGAGUUCGCACACAGGCUCACCACUGUCUUUACCCAGGCGCCUCUUUCCAGGGAACACAGAAGAGUGGGCGAAAUAGCUAUGAUGUCACGGUAACCAUCGUCGACGUCGAUUUCUCUUCGUCGUUCCUCUGCGGUUACCUUUGCAUCCGAGGUCUCACCGAAGAUUAUCCCGAGCUCACCACAUACUUUGAUGCCGAAAUCAUUGGCAGCCGCUACGGCUUUCGCACUCAAAACUGGGGCGCCAACGAGGCCGACGAUAUGGUCCAUUGGUCCCGCUUCCCCGCCUUCCGUCACGUUAAGCACGACCUCAAAAGACCCCAUUAUACCAUUCCUGACCGCGACCGAGGGGCCGUGUUCAUGCGAUGGAAGGAGCGUUUCUUGGUCCCGGAUCACCGCGUACAGGAUAUCAAUGGCGCGAGUUUUGCCGGUUUCUAUUACGUCUGUGUCGAUUUUAACCCCGCCCAGUCCUCUCAAAAUGAAGAGCCGACGUCGCCCAUGGCAAAAUCCGAGUCUCGCGAGCGACGCGAGUCAAGUGCCCGUCGAUCUCCUUCUGCCGGCCCGCGUCUAACCGCUCCACCUGCAGCAACGAUGAGUGGGUUUUACUAUCACCAAAACUCCGAGCCAUACCAGCAGCUCACGUUGGCUCAUGUUCCUGAACGGGCUAGCUCUAGCUUUGAAUUCCGUUAAACAUCGUGUCCAGUACUUACCUUUCUUAUACCUUUUCUCCCACCUCCGUGUCGUGUCUUGUGUAUUGCUCUCUGUACAAUUGAUCUUUAGCCAUGUGAUAUAAUUCAUUUUGCACGACCCGGUCAAACCAUAACUGUGAUGA
Desarmillaria tabescens is the source of this 1453-nucleotide messenger RNA. RefSeq names its product vacuolar import and degradation protein-domain-containing protein. The transcript is spliced from 5 exons. The coding region runs from base 172 to 1311 and encodes 379 amino acids. Gene Ontology annotation, cellular component: GID complex. Lineage: Eukaryota; Fungi; Basidiomycota; Agaricomycetes; Agaricales; Physalacriaceae. Gene Ontology annotation, biological process: negative regulation of gluconeogenesis; protein targeting to vacuole; protein catabolic process in the vacuole. The record is from RefSeq and is a predicted model, not a curated record.